AAACUUUAUAUUAAAAUACUUAAUCGUAGUUAACUUUUGCAACUUUUGAUUUGCAUUUCGGAAGCCAUUGGACUCUUUUGUGAUUGUGGCUUAAACCGAGUUCUCCGCAUAUAAAGAAGGUACAGAAAAAUACAAUUUUUCAAAAUUAUAAUUACAAAUCAUAAACUGUUCAUAUACAAUUUACAUCACAUUAUGUCAAUUGCAAAGAAUAUCAUCGUCUUUGGUGCUCAUGGUAAGAUUGGUCAACACUUUGUUACCUUAGCUUCUAAGGCUCAUAAAUUAUCAACUGUGGUUAGAAAUCAAGAUCAAGCCAAUCAACUUUCCAAGAUUGCUUCAAAUGCCAGUAAUGUUAAAUCGUUAGAAUUAACCAUUGAUGGCGCUUCAGUGGAAGAUAUUUCCCAAGCAAUCAAAGGUCAUGAUGUUGUUGUGUUCACUGCUGGGUCUGCUGGAAAGAACUUAUUACAAGUUGAUUUAGAUGGAGCUGUAAAGACAUUUGAAGCCACUGUUUUGGCUAAAGUGAGAAGAUUCAUUAUCAUUAGUGCAAUUCAUGCUGAUAAUAGAGAAGUGUUUAGUCAAAGUCAAAUCAGAAAUUAUUACAUUGCCAAGCAUUAUGCCGAUAGAAUCCUUAUUGAUGAAUUUAAGGAAUCAUUAGACUUUACUAUCUUAAAACCAACUCAUUUGAGUGAUGAAGAACCUACUGGGAAAAUUCAUAUCAUUAGAGAUGUAAAAGAACGAAAUGGGGUUGUGGCAAGAGCAGAUGUCGCUAAGGUUAUCUUAGAUAUUCUUGAUUUGAAGAAUACAUUCGGUAAAAGUUAUAACUUCUCUAAUGGAGAAUCUUCAAUAUCUGAUUCAAAGACUUACGAUUAAACUAGGAUCUAAAUAACGAAUAUUCUUUUUUAUUUUAUUAAACCAACAAAAAUUUUUUAUAAAACUCU
Scheffersomyces coipomensis is the source of this 935-nucleotide messenger RNA. RefSeq lists its product as uncharacterized. Bases 193 to 867 code for a protein of 224 amino acids. The transcript has a single exon. The record is from RefSeq and is a predicted model, not a curated record. Lineage: Eukaryota; Fungi; Ascomycota; Pichiomycetes; Serinales; Debaryomycetaceae.